AGACAUGCACAGCCUCCUCCUCACGACGCUCCGAUCGAAGUGAAAAAAAAACACGAAGAGACUCCACCAUGCUGUCUUCCUCUGCAAUUAUGAAAUCUCCUCUGAUUUGUGUGUCCAACCUGCUCCUCCUCUUGCUCCUUUCUACGUUCUGGGAUCAUUCUGGUAUCGACGCAGCUUCAUUCAGAGACCACCGGCUACGAGGCGCCGAGUCAAACCCACCUUCUCCAAACGAAGACAUGUUGAAAGCUCUAGAAUACAUCCAAAAUCUUCGCCAAAACGCCAAACCUCAAGACCAACAAUCCCCGGACUUUGAGAGAUCUUUGGGACGAGAUCAGCACAGCGACGAACCAAGAUUACAGGAUAAAAGUGAGGAGUUGUUGCAAGCUGUUUUGAGUACACUUCAGCAGACAGAAAAAGCAGCAAAUCAACCUAAUCCCAAUCCAAAUUCGUUAUCCCCGCACAAAGAGAUGCCGUUAAUGUUCGAAGACGAUGAAAAAAACGACGCGGAGGACGGCGAAGAGGAUCUGGAUCAUUCAGAUAACUUUAAACGAACAAACGAAAACGUGGAAGAGAAAUACACCCCGCAGAAUCUGGCAACGCUACAGUCUGUGUUCGAUGAGCUCGGUAAAAUGAAUUUCAAUUUCAAUUCCAAGCGGGAAAACAGCGAGGAAGACGACGGUUUGUAUGACAUUCGAGAUACCGCAUACGACGAAAGUGACUGGGAUCAAGAGAAGGAAGGUGAGCGUAGGCAAGAGUUCGAGCGCGCGCUGGAUUAUCUUGAAGAUUACGACCAAGAGAAUGAACAAGACAACGACGCUAGAUUUGUAACCAAAAGAUCUCAAGACGAAGAUGAGGGCGAGAUGGCGAACCUAGCGGACUUUUAUUUGCUGAAAGUUUUGGAGCAGACGGAAGAGGAGGAGCAGAAGAAACGAGAGAUAGAAGAGGAGGAAGAGGAGGAGGAGAGAAGGGAGAGGAGCGCAGCUGAGUUUAGAAACAGCAUCGAUCCUAAAAUGAUCUACAAACUUUUGCAGAUUUCACAAAAGUACCAAAUCCCACCUGAAGAUCUGGUUGAUAUGCUGAGAACCGGUGAAAUUUCUGCAAAAAAGACCUACAAAAAACCCAAUUAUUUCAGCAGAAGGUUACCAAUUAGGCCAAAAACACCAGAAGAGAUGAGAUCAGAAAGAGUUUUGAAGAUUUUAGGUUUAACUGGGGAUCAAAACAAUGCCCAAAGCCCAUUCAGAAAGCACUACACAAAAACCACGUACUCUCCCAUUUGGCGACAAGGAGGUGUGGUCGCCAAGCAACCACUGCCAAAACAAAGAUUCCCGUCCAAGCUAAAGGACGAUUACGACGAUACCGAAAAUGAACUCGCGACAUUUUUAGCGGCGCGGAUGUUGUCAAAAUACCCAUCGUACAAAGCUAAGACGAACCAAAAAAGGGAGGAGUCAGAAGAGGAGGAGGCGGAGUCAUUUGAAAGAGCAGUUCAGGACUAUUUCGAUCAACUGGACUCAAACAGAAAUGAAAAUAGACAGUCCGGCUUGGAGCAGAGAGGAGCGGAGGAUUUUGACAACGAGGAAGUGAUGAAGUUGCUAAGCUUUGUAAACCCUGAUACUGAACAAGAUGCCAAAAACACAGAAUAAUUGUCGUAAUAUGGAUUGUACAUAGAUGUAUAGACAUAUAUGGUGGAAAAGAGAAGUAUUCAAAUGAGUUACUAGCUAUAAGUGAUUCUCAAACUUAACCAGGACUAAACCAGGUCUGAAGGGGGUUUAAACCAGUGCAGGACCAGGUCUAGAUCAGGACUAAACAACUUCAAACCAAGACCAUACAUAAACUAAACCAGAUAUCAGGACACAACGCAAUACAAACUAAAACGGCAGAACGUGGAAACCAAACCAGAACUAAACAGGAAAAUGACCAGCUCUUGACCAGGAGGACUAACCAACAAGGACUUAACUCAGGUCUAAUCCCAGCCAAACCAGGUCUAAACCAGGUCUUAAACCAGCCUAAACCAGAUCCCUACUCAUCCUAAAUAUGAUCAGCUGCCUCCAAAAACUAACUUUGGACUAACUAAAGUAUAAAAAAGUAAAAUAAAGACCUAAACCGAGUAUAUAACAGGUCUUUACCUAGUCUAAAUGGUAAAUAAUCACAUUUUUAUAUACCGUUUUUCCACCUUUUAAGGCACUCAAAGCACUUUACAUCAAGGAACCACUCACCAAUGCACAUACCAGUGUACGCAAACACUGUGGGCAAGGUGGGUUAAGUGUCUUGCCCAAGGACACAGCGACAGUAUUCAUCUGUGGCAGCUGGAAUCGCACCGCCAACCUGUGAGUCAGUGGAUCUUGACUGCUCAACCAAUGAUCAUUAUGUCCAGAGCGGAAUUUGAACCAUCAACCUUCGGAUCACAUGAGCCAUCAACUGAGCAACUGUCGGGUCUGUCACGAUAGCAAAUUUUGAAGCGCGAGACAUUGCUGAAGUAAAUAUUUUAAUAAAGUUGUGCCACUAACAGAAAAACCUAAGAGAAGAAGUAGAGUUAUCCGAAAAACUAAUCUAAAUGUAGCAGAAUGAAACUCUUGUGUAUUUAAUUUGUUAUUUAUUCAACCCUGUAAAGCUCAAAUCUUAUCAUAGAACAGAAAAAUAACUAAAUGUUCUCCAGAAUUACAAAGAAAAAUCUGUCAAGUAUUUAACUAAAACUAAAUAUAGCAAUUAUCAUGACAGGCCUAGUUAGUGUCACCCUAAACCAGGUCUAAAUCAGAUCUAAACCAGCUCUUAACCCGGUCUAAACCAGAUCUAAACCAGGUAUAAAGCAGAUCUGAACCAGGUCUAAACCAGGUAUAAAGCAGAUCUGAACCAGGUCUAAACCAGGUCUAAAGCAGAUGUAAACCAGCUCUUAACCCAGUCUAAACCAGGUCUAAAUCUGGUCUAAACUCGGACUAAACUAGGUCUAAACCAGGUCUAAACCCGGUCUAAACCCAGUCUAAAUCUGGUCUAAUCCCAGUCUAGCCUUUGCCAAACAGUUUGAGAACCACUGUAUAGAUCACUGAGUUAUAAUGUUAGUUUAGUUUGAGGUUUGCGUUGUUCUGAGAUAUUUUUGUGUACAUGAGCUCACCAGCCUCAGCCACUGCAGUGUUUAGACCCUCUGUGUCUCUGCUGUUUUUACUGUGCUGUGUCAUAGACCACAUCCCAAAUAAAGCAUUGACUUUAUU
This is a messenger RNA of Periophthalmus magnuspinnatus, 3203 nucleotides long. RefSeq names its product secretogranin II a (gene scg2a). The record is from RefSeq and is a predicted model, not a curated record. Gene Ontology annotation, cellular component: secretory granule. The transcript is spliced from 2 exons. Lineage: Eukaryota; Metazoa; Chordata; Actinopteri; Gobiiformes; Gobiidae. The coding region runs from base 69 to 1640 and encodes 523 amino acids.